UCAGCUGUGGUGACUGGCACGAGCGAGGAUGACAGAUUUUGGUUUGAAGUGGAGCUGUGAGUACUGCACCUAUGAGAACUGGCCAUCCUCCAUCAAAUGCACCAUGUGUCGGGCCCAAAGACAUAACGCUCCCAUCAUCACAGAGGAACCCUUCAAGUGCAGAUCCGGCCUGGACCUCCAGCUCUGCACCACCCAGGGCGGCUCCACCCUGCUUAUCUGCCCUGACUCAAGCACCCGGCCUCAGGUACAGAUCGCAGACGAGCUGCCCGAGACCAGCAGCAAAUGGUCCUGCCACAUGUGCACCUACCUUAACUGGUCGUGCGCUGUCCGUUGCACACAGUGCCUCAGUCAAAGACAGCAGGGGUCCCAUCUGGGACCCCACAGUCCUUUAGAGGCUCCCCAAACGUCGGACUCGGGAUCCAGACCCUCUCUGGUCACCUCUGAUCCCUGCGAGGAGUAUAACGACCGAAAUCGGCAGAACAUGCACGCACAGCGAUGGUUGUGCUCGGUGUGUACCUAUGAGAACUGGCCAAAGAGUCUCAGAUGUGUGGUUUGCGACCACCCUAAACUGAGCAGUUCACCUGAGAUGCCACAGCAAGACUCGGAGGGGGAGAGCGCAAUGUCCCCAUCCAUAGUUAAUGAGCAGAUACGAGAUAACGUAAGGACAGCGGGGGGAGGGGGGAUAAGCGGGGGUAUCAGGGGCAGGCAGAGGAAACUUUCUCCCCCCACGUCUAAGGGACAAGCAGAGGUGAAGAUCGAACUGGCGUCGGGCACGGUGGGCAGUGAUAAUGAGCAGGAGGCGGACUUUAAAAAACUUAAACAGAUCCGGAACAGGAUACGGAGAAGUGACUGGCUCUUCCUGAAUGCCUGUGCUGGUGUUGUCGAGGGGGAUCUGGCCGCUGUGGAGGUAUAUAAGUCAUCAGGCGGUGACAUCGCACGUCAGUUGACUGCAGAAGAGGUGCGGAUCCUGAACCGCCAAUCUGCGUUUGACAGUGGUUUCACACUGGUGCAUCUGGCCAUUCGGUUCCAAAGACAGGACAUGCUCACCGUGCUGCUCGCAGAGGUAUCUCAGCAGACAGCUAAGUGUAUACCAGCUCUGGUGUGUCCUGAGUUAACAGAACAGAUCCGCAGAGAGGUGGCGGCAGCACUUCGCAGACGUAAAGGAGAAUUCCCCUGUAACUUCUUCACUGACCUCGUCACCUUCACAUUACCAGCAGAUAUUGAAGACCUUCCCCCAAAUGUUCAAGAAAAAUUGUUUGAUGAGAUCUUGGAUCGAGAUGUACAAAAAGAGUUGGAAGAGGAGUCUCCCAUCAUUAAUUGGUCUCUGGAGCUGUGCACAUGUCUGGACAGCCGGCUGUAUGCUCUUUGGAACCGAACGGCAGGAGAUUGCCUUCUAGACUCUGUGUUACAGGCCACAUGGGGAAUCUAUGACAAAGACUCUGUCCUGAGAAAAAGCCUCAACGAUAGCUUGCACGACUGCUCUCACUGGUUCUAUGCACGUUGGAAAGAGUGGGAAUCAUGGUAUUCCCAGAGUUUUGGUUUGCAUUUCUCUCUUCGGGAGGAACAGUGGCAGGAGGACUGGGCGUUUAUACUGUCAUUAUCUAGUCAGCCAGGUGCCAGUUUAGAGCAGACGCAUGUGUUUGUUUUGGCACAUAUUCUUCGCAGGCCCAUCAUAGUGUACGGUGUGAAAUAUUACAAGAGCUUCAGAGGAGAGACGCUGGGAUACACACGUUUUCAGGGGGUGUACCUGCCUCUAUUAUGGGAGCAGAGUUUCUGCUGGAAAAGCCCUAUUGCCCUGGGAUACACACGUGGACACUUUUCAGCCUUGGUUGCCAUGGAGAAUGAUGGCUAUGAUAAUCGAGGCGCAGGUGCCAACCUGAACACAGACGAUGAUGUCACGGUCACUUUCCUGCCAUUGGUUGACAGUGAACGGAAGCUGCUACAUAUUCACUUUCUGUCUGCACAAGAGAUGGGGACAGAGGAGCAGCAGGAGCAGAUGUUGAGGCAGUGGAUGGACUGCUGUGUGACAGAAGGCGGGGUUUUGGUGGCCAUGCAGAAGAGCUCUAGGAGGCGUAACCACUCACUUGUCACUCAGAUGGUUGAAAAGUGGCUGGACGGUUAUCGGCAGCUUGCUGCUUGUCCCACUCUUUCUGAUGGAGAGGAGGAAGAGGAAGAUGAUGACUAGUGAUGAAGGCCCACAUCAAAGUUCACUUGACACUACAACAUGGCCCUUUCGUGUUACCUAACACUGAAACCACAAACACACACCUUUAGUCCCAGCCGAACGACAAACCCAUGGUUUCCUUUUGGUUUUUGUCCCUAAUAAUAUGGGUUUGUUUAACAUAAAGUAAUGCAAUCAUGAUUGUUUUUGUCUUUACACAGUAUGUUAUUAGCUUUCAUUUGUGUUUUGUUUUAAAGUUGCUGUUGAAAUGCUUGUAGUGGUUUACAAAAAAAAGAGGAGGAUUUGGAAAUGAUGCCAGUGUGCACUGGAAAGAAAAAUAUAUUUAAUAGGUAAAUUGCAGCAAUUCAAGCACCCUUUUCUAUUCUAUUUGUAAUUAAACUGACGCAAAUGUCUACUUUUUGUUUUGCAUUACUCUAGACCAGGUGUAACCAAUUCUGUAACCCUUCAGGUUUACUUGAAAAUGACAGGUUGGUGUGUUGGUGCAGGGUUGGAGAUGAACUCUACAGGAAAGUAGCUUUUCAGGAGCACGAUUGACUACCCCAGCUCUAGACUGAGAUUACUAAAAUAUAAUUCACUACACACGGUUUAAAACAUGCAUUCACACUAUCUCAAACUAGGACUGUCAUGUAUUUUGUUCUAAAUAAAGUUCUGUUGGUUGACUAUUUUCACCAGGUCAUUACAAAGAGAAGACAAGUUCACGUUUAAUUCAAUUUCUAACACAUGUUCUGUAUUUAUCUUAUUAAUAUUUUGUGAGCCAAAGAAACGAAAGCUUUUCCACACAUGUCCCAAUAAUGUCCAAUCUUUAAACUGAAUCGCAAAUGUGAACGCUGCGAGAAUGGGGCAUAUGUCAGAUUUUGUGUGAGUUGGGCACCUUGUUGAACAUAGAUAACAUUUCAUACUCAUUUCAUAGGGUACAGAUACAGAUCACCUUUUGGAAGGGUGCAUUAUUUCAACUCUUCUUUAACUGGUCUGGUUCACUCUUUCAGUUCUGUAGUUCUGCAUGUUUUUGUUAUCUGUGAUGUUGUUUCCAAACCUCUGUAUACACCAGUCAUUACAAAGACUUGAUGUAGACCAAAGUGAACGUUAGGAGAGAGUUUUUGCAGUGGUAAUUUAACCGGGUUUGUUUUUCCAUGUUCAUAGCACCUCCUGUAUUUGUGUCCAUGUCACCCCUCACCAACUUAAGUUAUAUUUUAUUUUUUAAAUUAUGUGAUGAUUGCUGCUACACUAUGAUAUAUAAUGAGGUGGAUACCAAACUUGGUGAUAUUGAAGACCUAAGUGUUUUGAAUGUCCUACUAUGAAACUAUUAUAAAACUUCAAAAACUGAACUGGUGUGAUUUACUAAAUUAUAUAUCAUUCAGAAGAAGGUUGUAUUAAAUAUCAGCUUUAGUAAGUAUAUAGCAAUAGCACAUUCAUUAAUACUAGCUAUUAGUUUAGCCACCUGUUACUUAAGUGAAUCUCACAUAAACCGUCAAGAUCUUGUCUGGGUUAUAUUUAAUAAAAAUAA
Messenger RNA from Xyrauchen texanus (razorback sucker), 3686 nucleotides. Its product is annotated as ubiquitin thioesterase zranb1-B-like. Gene Ontology annotation, biological process: positive regulation of Wnt signaling pathway; cytoskeleton organization; protein K29-linked deubiquitination. Gene Ontology annotation, cellular component: nucleus; cytoplasm. The transcript is spliced from 9 exons. Bases 29 to 2185 code for a protein of 718 amino acids. The record is from RefSeq and is a predicted model, not a curated record. NCBI's taxonomy places the organism in Eukaryota, Metazoa, Chordata, Actinopteri, Cypriniformes, Catostomidae. Gene Ontology annotation, molecular function: K63-linked polyubiquitin modification-dependent protein binding; cysteine-type deubiquitinase activity.